Apus apus (common swift) is the source of this 2133-nucleotide messenger RNA. Its product is annotated as discoidin, CUB and LCCL domain-containing protein 1-like. Lineage: Eukaryota; Metazoa; Chordata; Aves; Apodiformes; Apodidae. The coding region runs from base 6 to 2024 and encodes 672 amino acids. The transcript has 15 exons. The record is from RefSeq and is a predicted model, not a curated record.
GGAGGAUGCGGGCGGGCGGCGGGGCGGCCCGGGGGGCCAUGGCGCUGGAGCUGCUCCGCCGCUGCCUCCUGCUGGGCCCGCUGGGGCUGCGCCCGGCCGGCGGACAGGACGGGGACGGCUGUGGCCACACGCUGCUGACACCCCAGAGUGGCACCCUCAGCUCCAAGAACUACCCGGGCACUUACCCCAACCACACGGCCUGUCGCUGGCACCUGCAGACCCCCCCGGGGACAUCCCUCCUCCUGGCCUUUGGGGACAUCGACCUGGAGCCCUCGGAGAGCUGCACACGCAGCUCCCUGCUGCUGGCUGACCCCCGGGCUGGCACUGCCUAUGGACCCUACUGCAGGAACACCGUCCCCACCACCCCGCUCCUGGGGACAAACUCCAGCACUAUGACCGUCCUGUUCAACAGCACCAGCCACCGCUCGGGACGAGGCCUCCUCCUCUCCUAUGCCACCUCGGAGCACCCAGACCUGGUCUCCUGCCUGGUUCGAGGCACCCACUACACCCAGGAGCACGUCAGCGUGUACUGCCCCGCGGGCUGCAAGGACAUCGAUGGGGACAUCUGGGGUAACCCCAGCCAGGGCUACCGGGAUACCUCAGUGCUGUGCAAGGCGGCCGUGCACGCCGGGGUGAUCGCUGACGAGCUGGGGGGACAGGUCACCCUGUCCCGGGAGAAGGGGAUCACGCUCUACGAGUCGGCCUUUGCCAACGGGCUCCACUCCAAAAGGGGAUCCCUCUCGGAGAAGCGGCUCAUUUUCCACAAAGCCUGUGGCGACGUGCUGGAGGUGGCCACCUUCAACGCCUCGUCCUGGUGGCACGAGGUGGAUGCUCUGGGCCAGGACCGAGCCUGGCUGGCCCAACGGGCCUCGCUUGGCACCGCCGGCCACUCCUGGGCUGCUGAACCUGGAUCCCAGGCUGCCUGGUUGGAGCUGGACCUGGGCACCCGCAGGAAUGUCACGGGCAUCAUCACCAAGGGCUCCUCAGAGCAGCACGACUACUACGUGACGUCCUACCGGGUCUCCUCCAGCCGUGACGGGAAGAACUGGAGACCCUACAGAGGCAGCGGUGGCCAGGAGGACAAGGUCUUUGCAGGCAAUGCCGACAGCCUCGGGGAGGUCUCCAACGCCUUCUUCCCCCCCAUCGUCGCCCGUUACGUCCGUGUCACCCCCCAGAGCUGGCACCAGCAGGUGGCCUUGAAGGUGGCCCUGGUGGGCUGCCAGUUGGCACGGGUCCGGGCACCCCGGCCCUACGUGCCCAGUGUCCCCAAGGAGGUCCCUGUCCCCACCAGCCACCCCACCAGCCACACGCUCAUCCCUGGCGUCGCCCUGGACCCGGAGAAGGCAGGCUCCACGUUGCUGGUGAUGCUGCUCAUCGGUGGCUUCGUGCUCUUCUGCUCCAUCCUCCUGCUGCUGGUUUUCCUCUGCCGCAGGAAGAGGAAGCCAGCAGCAGAGCUGAACUGUGGGAUCACAAAAGGGUACCCCAAAGUGCAGUCCAGCCCAGUGUGCUCCCUGCAGAGCCUGCCACCCCCCGGCUCCACGCUGGCCUCCUUCCCCUCGGCAGCCACACCAGGGGAGCUCAGCCUGACCCUUUCACCAGAGUACGCCGAGCCAGACCUGCUGCAGCUGAGCCCCAGCAGCCAGACGGGCCCCUCCACCUUCAAACCCUUCCCAGACGAGGGGUACACGUUGCCACUGGUCACGAGCCACUACGACGUGCCGGGGAGAUACCACGAGUACGCGGAGCCGCUGCCGCCCGAGCCCGAAUACGCCACCCCCUUCAGCGAGCCCGAGCCCCCCGGCCCCCGCCGCAGCCCCGCUGGGGUCCCCGGGCUCCCCAGCACCCCGCUGGGCUACGAUGCACCCACCCUCAGGCCUGGGGAGCUGCCCACCCGGGAAGCCCCUCCCUGGGGGCCCGGCGGGGAGAGGACUGCCAGCCCCCCCGGGGAUGUCCCCUCUCCCGAGGGGUCCCGCUUGCAGCUGGGGGACUGUUCCCUCUCACACGUCUACCACGAAGCCCUGUGAGGAGGGGGAGCCCGGCUGCCCAGGGGGAAAGCUGCUCUUCAGGUGUGAGCCUGCCCCAGAAGAUCUUUUUUUUAAGAACAAUCCUAUUUAAAUACAUAUAUAUAUAUAU